AACGGACCGUAAAGCGGAGUCGCCGCCGAGCUGGAGUGUGAGGUUUGUUAUCCUGUAAAGUGCGUCUGAAUAUUAAAGUGUAAAGAUGGUAGAUAAAUUUGUGGGAACAUGGAAGAUGGUUUCCAGCGAGAAUUUUGACGAAUACAUGAAGGCACUGGGUGUGGGCUUUGCCACACGCCAGGUAGGAAACAGGACCAAGCCCAACUUCAUCUUGUGCGUCGACGACCAAGGACUAAUAUGCAUGAAAUCACAGAGCACUUUCAAAACGACUGAGGUCAAAUUUAAGCUGAACGAGGCAUUCCAGGAGACCACUGCUGACGACAGAAAGACCACGACCGUUGUAAGCCUUGAGAACGGCAAACUGGUGCAAAAACAGACCUGGGAUGGCAAAGAGACCACACUAGAGAGAGAAGUGACUGACGGAAAAUUAAUAGCGACAUGCAAGAUGGGUGACGUGGUGGCGGUGAGGACGUAUGUUAAAGAAGCAUGAAUAAAUGAUCCAGGCUUGAUUUUUGAAGAUGUCUGGCUCAGUUCAAUGAGCAGUCAUUUAAUUUUUUAUUUUUUUUUGAAUUCAGUUGACACCAAACCUGAUGCAUGCAGUCUAUUUUAAGAUGCAUUGAGAUUAAUCUUUGUGGUGGUUUGAAUAAAAGUUGAUCAUAUCUGCCUUUAAUAA
This is a messenger RNA of Clarias gariepinus (North African catfish), 673 nucleotides long. RefSeq names its product fatty acid binding protein 4a (gene fabp4a). The transcript is spliced from 4 exons. Gene Ontology annotation, cellular component: cytosol; nucleus. Gene Ontology annotation, biological process: fatty acid transport. The record is from RefSeq and is a predicted model, not a curated record. The coding region runs from base 86 to 490 and encodes 134 amino acids. Gene Ontology annotation, molecular function: fatty acid binding. NCBI's taxonomy places the organism in Eukaryota, Metazoa, Chordata, Actinopteri, Siluriformes, Clariidae.